Molecule: messenger RNA, 2940 nt
Organism: Lemur catta (Ring-tailed lemur)
Lineage: Eukaryota; Metazoa; Chordata; Mammalia; Primates; Lemuridae
Gene: ZNF582
Product: zinc finger protein 582
Exons: 5
Coding region: 234-1784 (516 amino acids)
Biological process (GO): regulation of immune system process; regulation of cytokine production; negative regulation of transcription by RNA polymerase II
Source: RefSeq, a predicted model, not a curated record
GUGCGGACCCAAUCACGACGCGGCAUUGGCGUGCUGUGUGCGUCGCGCCAUCUUCCGGCUCCGCGCGGCGACUCCGCCGCCACCGAGGUAGAGGCGCACUCUGGGCUGUGGGGGGCGCGGUCGCGGUGGCGCCUGGAUCAGAGGAGGUGGCAGCUCUGCCAUCUCAGGACUCUGCCCUUCCCCAAGAGAGGAACCAGGAGGAGGACCCAUCCACCCUUGAAAUUCUAAAAGUCAUGUUCCUUGGGUCAGAAGUGUUCAGAGAUGUGGCCAUAGUCUUCUCCCAAGAAGAAUGGCAGUGGCUGGCACCUGCUCAAAGGGAUCUCUACAGAGAUGUGAUGUUGGAGACCUACAGCAACCUGGUCUCACUGGGUCUUGCCAUUUCCAAACCCGAUGUGAUCUCCUUCCUGGAGCAAGGCAAAGAGCCUUGGAUGGUGGAGAGGGUGGCAGCAGGAGACCUGUGCCCAGUAUUGGAAUCUGGAUAUGAUACCAAGGUAUUAUCUCCAAAGCUGCAUGUUAAUGAAGUUGAAUCACCCCAGUGGGAGAUAAUGGAAAGCCUUACAAGUUAUGGUCUUGAGUGCCCGAGUUUCCAAGAUGAUUGGGAAUACAGAAGACAGUUUGACAGACAACAGGGUAAUCCAGACCGACAUUUCAGUCAAAUGAUCAUCAGUCAUGAAGAAAUUCCUGCUUUUGACCAGCAAGCAUCCCUUACUUUUUAUCAGAAAAUUCAUACUGGAGAAAAAUCCUAUGGAUACAAUAAAUGUAGAAAAGACUUCUGGCAAAAGGAAUUCCUUAUUAAUCAUCAAGGAAUUCAUACUAAUGAGAAACCCUACAAAUGUAAAGAAUGUGGGAAGGCAUUUAAAUAUGGCUCACGAUUAAUUCAACAUGAGAAUAUUCAUUCUGGCACGAAACCCUACGAAUGUAAGGAAUGUGGAAAGGCCUUCAAUUCUGGUUCAAAUUUCAUACAACAUCAGAGAGUUCAUACUGGUGAGAAACCUUAUGAAUGUAAGGAUUGUACGAAGACCUUCAGUCGAAGCUCACAACUGAUUGAACAUCAACGAAUUCACACUGGUGAGAAACCGUAUCAGUGUAAGGAAUGUGGCAAGGCCUUCAAUCGGAUUUCACAUCUUAAAGUACAUUAUAGAAUUCAUACCGGUGAAAAGCCCUAUGCAUGCAAGGAAUGUGGGAAAACCUUUAGUCAUCGGUCUCAGUUGAUUCAGCAUCAGACUAUUCAUACAGGCAAGAAACUCUACGAAUGUAAGGAGUGUGGGAAAGCCUUUAAUCAAGGCUCAACUCUGAUUCGACAUCAGAGAAUUCAUACUGGUGAGAAACCCUAUGAAUGUAAGGUAUGUGGAAAGGCCUUUAGAGUGAGCUCACAACUUAAGCAACAUCAGAGAAUUCACACUGGAGAGAAACCCUACCAAUGUAAGGUGUGUGGGAGGGCUUUCAAACGGGUCUCACAUCUUACUGUACAUUACAGAAUUCAUACAGGUGAAAAACCAUAUGAAUGUAAGGAAUGUGGGAAGGCUUUUAGUCAUUGCACACAACUGAUUCAACAUCAAGUAAUUCAUACUGAGGAAAAGCCCUAUGAAUAUAAGGAAUGUGGGAGGACCUUAAGUCAUGAUUCAACUACUGUUCAACAGAAAAUGCAUAACAGAGAAACACAUGUGAAUACAAUAAAUGUAGAAAAGCCUUCGAUCAAUACUUAUCCCUUAUUAAUCAUCAGAGAAUUUAUGCUGGCAAGCAACCAUAUGAAUGGAAGUAAUGGGGAAAGCCCAUUAGCUUAGGCUAAUUACAACUUACUCUUGCCUCUUGGAGGAAGACUUGAAGAAUGUAAUGCAAGUGAGAAUGCCUUCAUUUACAGCUUAUCCUUUAUCCUAAGUCAGAAAAUCCAUAGCAAAGAGAAAUUUUAUAGAUGUAAAUUGUUUAGAUCAUGAUUGUCAAAGAAGCAGGGAAAGGCUGGAAAAAAAUUUGUCUCUAACACAUUCCAGAAUCACAUUUUCUAACCACAAUGUAAUAAUUUUAACAAUAGUUAAAAGUUUUAGUUUUCUUGAAAAUUAAAAAAAUAAACACAACAAAAAACAAAGCCAAAUUAUUCUUAGAUUAAAACAAGGCAAUGAAUCAUACAAUCACCAUGAAUGGUAAUGAAAGAAUGAAUUGAGAGGUUUACAUGCCUAGAGACAUGAGGUGUAGGCUACAGCCAAAGAGAUGUGAGAUGUAGCCAAAGUUUCACCCAAAGGAAUUUUUACAGCCUUUAAAUGCAUGCAUAUUACAUGAAAACCUGUAAGAUUAAACUAUAAUACAUUAAAUAUACUAUUCAAGACUACCAAACACCCAGACAAUAAAAGAAAAAAAGUAAGAGAAAAUAAAAACAGCAAAUGAUGAAAUAGAAAGUGAUCAUCUUACAAUAAUCUCAGUUUUUAUUUCUUCCUGAUCUAGGAGUAAUCUAAAUUUAGGAGAGUGUUUCUUAAUUUCCACAAUGUUAAAUUGUUUGGGGCUAUCUUACAUGACUGUCAAAGAUAAAUGUUGGUUGCCAACCUAACAGCCAUACACAAUUCCCCUUCUUACUGGCAGCAUUUGUGUCUUGCCUUAGAAUCUGAGGCUAUCAGAUGCUAAUUUUCCAGCCUCCUCUGCAGCUCAGAGUGGCCAAUAUGUCCCAGUGUUGGCCAGUGGGAUCUUCUAGGGCUACUGGGAAAGAUUUUCCUCACUUGGAAGGGACAGAUAUAUUUUGGAGACUCCCUCCCCUCUCCCUUCCUGCUUUUAAACAUUUUCUCAUGAGAACAUGAUGCCUGGAGCUGCUGCAGCUAUCUUGGAACCAAGAGGAGAAAACAGAGGACCUCAGAAAAGCUGACCCAGAGCUUGACAACACUCAGCUUCUGGGUCAAUCUGGAACUGCCUCUUUGAUGCCUUGUUAAGUAAGAAAAAUAAAUAUUUGUUGCUGAA